Clupea harengus (Atlantic herring) is the source of this 4598-nucleotide messenger RNA. Its product is annotated as UDP-glucuronosyltransferase 2C1-like. The record is from RefSeq and is a predicted model, not a curated record. Gene Ontology annotation, molecular function: glucuronosyltransferase activity. NCBI's taxonomy places the organism in Eukaryota, Metazoa, Chordata, Actinopteri, Clupeiformes, Clupeidae.
CUGGAGAAGUUGAAGGGAAAACACCUGGACCUCGGCGUUCCACUUCUGCUCCUCUGUCCUGUCUUCUGAAGGCCUGGAGUGCACCACAUGUUUGGGUUCAGCCAGAACUCUCAGAUUCUUAAAUGGAAAAAUGUGUGGGUUCUAACCCUAUAGGCAAACUCCCAUGAGUCUCUGGGGUGGAGCUGAAGACACUUCCUGUGUGGGAUAUCACACUCAGGGCUGUUCCGUUCACCUUUGACCUCUUGCUUUUACUACUGGGUAGUUUUAGAGAGAAGGACGGAGAGAAAGAGUGCUGUGUCACACACAUUGCUGCUGUUGCUCAAGCACAGGACCGGUCUGGAGAAGUUCACCCUGCACCCAUUUGGAAAAGGCUUUCCCCGUAUGGGCAAAGAUGGCUCCUACCUGUCCAGGUCUCCUGCUACUGGUUCUUCUGGUCUGUGGUCUUCAGCACCACGUGCACAGCGGUCAGGUGUUGGUCAUCCCAGGAGAGUAUAGCCACUGGCAGAACAUGCGGGUCAUCCUGGAGGGGCUUGUGGAGCGGAACCACAGCGUAACAGUUCUGGUCAGCACCGCCUCCCCGACGGUGAACUUCACGCGCACGGAGCGCUUCCACCUCAAGCGCUUCAGCGUCCCCAUGCAGAAGGACGACAUGAACGCGUUUUGGGACGACUUUGUGAAUUUCUGGAAAUACCAGAGGAUUGGAACGGGCCAGCAGGUGCUCGCCAAGUCGAUGGACAUGGUUGCGUCUUUCAAAUCGUACAUCUCUGUCAUGUGCAAAGGCCUGCUGGGAAACGAGACGCUCCUGGAGGAGCUGCGACGCUCCAAGUACGAGGUGAUCCUGACUGACCCCUUCACCCCCUGCGGGGACCUGGUGGCAGAUGCGCUAGACGUGCCGUUCAUAAUAGUGCUGAGAUCUACGUUCGGCUUCAUCCUUGAGAGAAUGUGUGGGCAGAUGCCCACCUUACCCUCUUUCGUCCCCUGCAACCCCAUCACCGCCACGGAUCAGAUGGACUUCACCGAGAGGCUCUUCAAUUUCAUGAACUAUUUUAUGCAUUCUGCCAUGUUUCUUCUUAACAUGUCUAGGCACUUUGACAACGUCUACAGUGAGAUUAGAGGGAAACCAACAAGCAUGUGUGACAUUAUGGGAAAAGCUGAUCUUUGGUUCGUGCGCUCUCACUGGGACUGGGACUACCCGAGACCCUUUCCUCCGAACUUCAUCUUCAUCGGAGGCCAUCACUGCAAACCCUCAAAGCCACUUCCAGCGGACUUGGAGGAGUUUGUGCAGAGCUCGGAUGAUGAUGGCAUUGUCGUGUUCUCAUUCGGUUCUCUGUACAAGAACCUCACGGUGGAGAGGAGAGACAUGUUUGUGUCAGCUUUAGGACAGAUCCCUCAGAAGGUUGUGUGGGGGUUUGCUGGGGAGAGACCUCAGACUCUUCCUGCCAACAUAAGAAUCUACAACUGGAUCCCUCAGAAUGAUUUGCUGGGACACCCAAAAACGAAAGCCUUCAUAACCCACGGAGGCUCCAACGGAUUGUACGAAGCAAUCUACCAUGGAGUCCCUCUGGUUGGCAUUCCUCUGUUCGCAGACCAACCCGACAACAUAUUCAUCCUGGAGAAGAAAGGUGUUGCUGUCAAUCUAGACCUCUACCAUAUGGACUCAGAUGACCUGGUGGAGGGCCUCCGCACUGUGAUAAACAACCCAUUGUACAAAGAGAACAUCAUGAGUCUGUCACGCCUCCAUCAUGACCAGCCAAUGAGGCCCCUGGACCGGGCCGUGUUCUGGACCGAGUUUGUGAUGCGCAACAAAGGAGCCAAGCACCUGCGGGUCCAGUCCCACGACCUCAACUGGGUCCAGUACUUCUGCCUGGACGUGGCCCUCUUCCUGUCGUCCGUGGCGAUGCUGUUCAGCUGGCUGACCUUUCAGGCGUGCGGACUGUGUAUCCGCAAGUGCUGCUGGAAGAAGCACUGGAAGAGAAAAAACGACUGAAUGAACUCAGAAUAAUACACACAAAUCAGGAGAAACAGGCAGUGGCUCAAUAUCCCAUGUCUGUGUAUGUGUUGGCGCAGUUUACAGAUGUGGAGAAGAAUGUAUUUGUGGCAGAUUCAUUUCUUGGCCACACUGUUACGUGACUCUUGACUGUGUAAACACAUUAUAAUUGCUACAAACUGUGGUAGAGGUGACAAUAAGGGUGUGUCAGUGAGUUAUGUUAUGUAAGGACUUUAAUCGGGGUAUAAUCAAAUGUAUCAACAUGUGUGUGGACAGGAGCCAAAACACGUGACGAGUGACAUUUCAAGCAUUUCCGUCUCGAAAUGAUCAAAGACGUCAAAGUGUCAAGAGCUUCAUCAAAGUGCUGUUCAUGUGCAUACAUAAAGAGAGAAUAGGCAGGCCACGACACUGUCAGAAGUCAUUUUUUUUAUUUUAUUCUUAUUUUUUUGUUUUGUUUGUCAUUGAAAAAUAGUUUUCAGUUGAAUUUAGGAACUGUAAAGGAAUUGGCAAUGAACCCGAGAAAUGAAAACAUCGACCCAGCUAUUGAUUUACGUAAUCUGCACUUCCUGUCAUUGAAAGUGCUGUUACCCACUAAAAGUCAGUGUGUUACACGGUGCUUUUUGGUGUGGGUAUAUUCUCAAACUACACACUGUGCCUUGGUGAAGCUCGUGAGACUCUUGUCUUUGAUCAUAUUGAGACUAAAAUGCUUGACGAGACUUGACAGUUUACAUUGUGAGGAUUUUUUUAAUGGUUAAUAUUAAGUACAUUGAACUGAGAGGUAACGUCCUGUAAGCUUUGUAUAAUCAUGUUUACAGGUCUAAAGUCACAUGAUAAUGGGCCAUUAUUUCAGCAGAUAUGUGCACAGGUAACAUAAAGAAGUUGGAUGUAGUAUCACAAUAUCAUUGCACUUUGCACAAGGAAUGAAUGUAAUAGUAUUAUAAAUGUACAGUAUUCAUGGGGUAAUUUAGAGACAUUGUUGGAACUGUGCAUCAUGGACAAUUCAUCUUUUAGGAGCCCAAAGAAGAACGGAGAUGCCUUUACCUUUACACUAUUGCCAUUGUCCAAAGCCUAACAUGGCCAUGUUGGUGCCACAAAAGCCUUCACCACAUUGUUUCAUUCAUUGGCAAAGCACUGACUACAUUCAAGGCAUUCCUAUACAAAGGUGAAGUUACUCAUCUUAAUCUGACUGCUUUUUGUUUGUUUGUUUGUUUGUUUACACAGGGUAACCAUGUCAACAUGCUCAGUUCUACCAACCACAGUCUCUGCGUUUAACUCAUGUUCUAACUCAUGUUUGUUCGGUUGUCUCAUGGCUGGCGGAAUAAUUUCUGUAUUUAGCAGGUUAAUAUUACAGCUACCACUAAAGCUGUGAAUGUGAGCAUCAUCAGCGCUGUUAAGGGCCUCACCAUGUAAAUAAACCUGAGAAACAUCAUCAGCGCUGUUAAGGGCCUCAUUAUGUAAAUAAACCUGAGAAACAUCAUCAGCGCUGUUAAGGGCCUCACCAUGUAAAUAAACCUGAGAAACAUCAUCAGCGCUGUUAAGGGCCUCACUAUGUACUGUACAUAAACCUGAGAUGACUGAGACUUGCGUCAUAGCGCCUUCCUUAUUAACACGUGCAUUUCCUGUGCCUCUGACGAAAACUCAUAUUGGCACAGGAUUAUUUCUAGACUUUGCUGGAGAGCUCUGAUGUCAUGUUUUCACUGUGAGACCACAAAGAUUAAAUUGAACAUCACACCAUAGCCUGAGGAAUAUGAAUCCCAGUCAGUGAAUAAGUCAGUGUGAAUACCAACAUAGCAGGAUGUCCAACUCCAACUGUCGAAGUCUCGUGGAAUCAUAUAAGCUCAUGAUGUGAUAUAUUGUCCAGGCAACUUGUCCGAAUAGUAAAAAAGGCCAUGAAGUUAGAAAUUCAACUCUUUUAAAUUAUAUGAACACAGCUCUGAACUGCAGCCUCGUUCCAUGCUGCCUACUUGGAAUUGUGGGGGACGAUGGUUCACCCAGUCAAGUCAAAAUGUCAACCACCUAGUUUCCUAGAACCACUAAACACAUGCAGAGAUUUGUCAUGAGAGUGAAUGAAGCUGAUUGGGCGGGUGCGGGUGUGAGGAGGCGUCUGAUUGGGCGAGGGUGUGAGUAGUGAUGCGGGUGUGAGGAGGCGUCUGAUUGGGCGAGGGUGUGAGUAGUGAUGCGGGUGUGAGGAGGCGUCUGAUUGGGUGAGGGUGUGAGUAGUGAUGCAGGUGUGAGGAGGCGUCUGAUUGGGCGAGGGUGUGAGUGGUGAUACAGAUCUACGGAGGUCUCUGAUUGGAGCGUUGAGAUGGAGUGUGAUGUCCCAAGAUGAAAGGGGAGGAAGAGUGGGAGCUGCAGGAGAAUGGUGCCAUAGAAAUCUCUAACACUUUCUAUAAACCGUUACGCCCCUCUACACCCCCACAGCCUUUGGGUGGCAAAUGGGCAUAAUCUGCUUGAUUGUGAGACUGUGUGGAUAAAGGCUAUGCUCUUUGCCCUCAGAGGGGGCCUUGCAUUCUCACCAUGCUGCUGGUGCAUACUAUGGGUUUUUGGUGCUUGGCAUUCACUAUUUUAUCCUAAUUUUUGUAUUAUUGGAAAUAAACCCCAAUUUUUUGUA